Messenger RNA from Notechis scutatus (mainland tiger snake), 470 nucleotides. NCBI's taxonomy places the organism in Eukaryota, Metazoa, Chordata, Lepidosauria, Squamata, Elapidae. The record is from RefSeq and is a predicted model, not a curated record.
GUCCAUCCCAAUUCGGCUCUUCCUGGCUGGCUAUGAACUAACUCCCACUAUGAGGGACAUCAAUAAGAAGUUCUCGGUGCGCUAUUACCUCAAUCUGGUGCUAAUUGAUGAGGAGGAGAGGCGUUAUUUUAAACAGCAGGAGGUAGUGUUGUGGCGCAAAGGGGACAUCGUGAGGAAAAGCAUGUCCCACCAGGCCGCUAUCGCCGCGCAGCGCUUCGAAGGCACCUCGUCCCAGACGGAGAGCAGAGCCCCCAGCCAGGCUUCAGAGAACAACGGGCGGCAGUGAGGGGCCCUCGAAGGAACCGUGGACCGGUGGGGGGGGGGGAGAGCGUCGAGGGCGGCUCUUCCGCCAGAAAACUUGCAAAUGCAAAAUUGUCUGUCAGGUUGUCUUUCUGUCUGUCUGUGUUUCGUCUUUUUAUCUUGAGGACUAGCAGCUUAACAGGACCGGGGAAGGGGGUUGGCACACACAC